Messenger RNA from Neopsephotus bourkii (Bourke's parrot), 1429 nucleotides. It is a transcript of the gene SMIM3, whose product is annotated as small integral membrane protein 3. The coding region runs from base 146 to 637 and encodes 163 amino acids. The record is from RefSeq and is a predicted model, not a curated record. The transcript is spliced from 2 exons. NCBI's taxonomy places the organism in Eukaryota, Metazoa, Chordata, Aves, Psittaciformes, Psittacidae.
UCACUUCCUCAUCCCCACCCUGACCCUGCACAGUGCCUGGUGUCAGCCCACGGCCUCCAGAGGAAACCCCUGCCCAUGAGGAUCUGCUGCCACUUCAUGAUAAAACCCCGCAUGCUUUUUAUCCAGCAGCAGCAGCCGGAGGGGGAUGUGCUGUUGGGAAGAGGCCGCUCCCAGGGUUCGGGGUUGCUGCAUGCCCAGAGGCCAGGGGUGUCUGAGGGCACAGGGUAAUGGUUUCUGCCACCAGGAAUCCAUCAGGUUUCCCUGGGAAAGGCAGGGUGAAGAGUGCAGUGUGAGGAUCCCACGGUGGGUGACACCGGGAUUGUAUCCCAGCAGGAAAAUCAGAGCAUCCUGGGGCCAGCCAGGAAUAGCUGCUGCUGGUUCUGCCCUUCAGCAUCACUUGCGGAGCAGAAUAUUCCACUGGGCAGCAGAAACGCCAUUCCCAUCCAGCGGGAUGAGGAUGGACCUCCCUGACCCCGUAAGUCCUGCUGCCCUCCCCAAGCACAUCCUGGACAUCUGGGUCAUCAUCCUGAUCAUCCUGGCCACCAUCCUUGUCAUGACAGCUCUGGUGCUCUGCCCGGCCACUGCCGUCAUCAUCUACCGGGUACGGACUCACCCCACGCGCAAUGGCAUCGUGUGAGGUGGAGGCGAUGAGGGACAGCCCACAGCCAUGGGAUCCUGUGCUGGGGACCUCACAAAGCCCAGUGGAGCACCCAAAGAGCUGGGGAGAGCCGGGCAAGAGCUGGAGUCGGCCAGCACCCGGAUGCCUGCCCCUGUGCGUGGCUCUUCCACUGCCUCCUAUUUACCUACCGAGCUCCUGGGGACUGUCAAGGGGAUGGUGGCCUGCGUACCAGCCAGGAGAUGUGUGACUUUGUGAACCUGUCCAGCUAGAAAUGACUCGCUCCCAUGAGGCAGCCUGGCUGGUCUCACCUUCGCUGGUGACCCAUUUCCUCCCAGGCAAGCAGCAAGGUGUGGAAAUGCCCAGCAAAGCUGUUUCUCCUUUGGAGUCCCAGCCAUCAGGGUGGUUGGGAAAGAAGGGUCAAAGCAAGAUGGAUGUGGCUUCUGACUGAGCAUUGGGAGACUCAGCUAAAAGCAUCGGUGACAGAGCCCAGCCUGGCUGUGCAGCAGACAGGCAGCUGGGACCAGUUUCUCUUCUAUCAGAUACCUGCUGGAACUGUAGGAAAACCCUGUGGGGUGCUUGGUUCCCCUGGGUCUCAUGGGGCAGAGGAGCAUGGGCAGCUCCUGCCCACACAAUGGCUGUGCUUUGUGCCCUGCUGAUGGUGAGGGGCUCCACACAGUGUGACUGACCCCACUGGGAGGGUCUGUGCCGCUGUCUGGGAGAGCAAAGCAGAGGGGUUUGUGCCAGGCAGUGGCAAAGACCAUGUAAGCUCUUACACUGCCUCUUGCUAUGAAAUAAAUGGACUUUAUUCUA